Molecule: messenger RNA, 1118 nt
Organism: Nematostella vectensis (starlet sea anemone)
Lineage: Eukaryota; Metazoa; Cnidaria; Anthozoa; Actiniaria; Edwardsiidae
Exons: 7
Coding region: 182-1006 (274 amino acids)
Source: RefSeq, a predicted model, not a curated record
UUUUUCUCAGUGAUGAUUGCAAAAAUGGUAUUUUUAGUAAGGUAUCGGUGCAUUAUAUAAAAAGACAAAGUUUUAUCAUGAACAUCCUCAUUUACAAGCGACAAAACAACAAAAACAAAGCUUUGAAUUUGAAGCACUAUACUGAAACAAAGGUUUGACCCAUAUACAAGCGGACUAGAGCAUGAUGGCGAUUAGAGUACUGUUCAUUGUGGCGUCCCUCUUGGCUCUAUCCUCGGCCCUCCCAUGGUCGUAUUUUCAGAAGCGUGCUGAGAAUACCUGUGACACCCCAUCAUUCCAUGGGAAACUACAAAUGAACAUCAGAGCAGGUGACAAGUUUAUUGAUGGACGAGCCACAAUUGACUACGAUCAUCUAGGCAAGCGGUUGAAGCUUAGCGCCACACUUCACUUUGAUGGCGGUUCCGAGUCGAGUUUCAUAGCAUUCUAUAACUACCAGGAGGGAGUUGUUGUAAUAGCGAAUCCUGGGAUUGGCGGUAGUGGUGUUUGCCACAAGAAAGACAUGGCAGACAUUCCUGCCCUUAUUCCGGUGCCUGUACUUUAUGGGGGAAGCCUGCUGAAGUCUGGCUCUCUAGGCCUGAGCAGCGACGACCUUCACACCGCCCUAUAUACCGGCCUCGUUGGAUUUAAAACGCGAUACUUUACGACGGUUGCCAUGGAGACGUGCACACCCUUAACAUCUGUUGUGUAUCACACGAGUGAAAAGGAUGGCCUUGAGGUGACGACCACCAACUAUUACGGCAUUGUGUUGGAAGAAAGAGAACCCGAGAUCUUCAAGCUUCCCGAAUACUGCACUGACACAAGAAAACGAAGACAAAUGCCAAAUAUGGUCCCCUUUCACGGCAAACGUCAAAUGCCAAAUAUGGUCCCCUUUCACGGCAAACGUCAAAUGCCAAAUAUGGUCCCCUUUCACGGCAAACGUCAAAUGCCAAAUAUGGUCCCCUUUCACGGCAAACGUCAAAUGCCAAACCAAGUUCCUUACCUAGGAUAACAAGUGUUCCCGGUACAAAGGAUUUAGGCUCUUUCGGUAACUUGUAGAUUUGUAGUUCAAAAAAGAAGCUGUACAGAUGACGCUUCAAAUAAAAAAGAGAAAGCAUUUUAAA